This is a messenger RNA of Aspergillus chevalieri, 495 nucleotides long. RefSeq names its product mediator of RNA polymerase II transcription subunit 31 (gene SOH1). The transcript has a single exon. Bases 1 to 495 code for a protein of 164 amino acids. NCBI's taxonomy places the organism in Eukaryota, Fungi, Ascomycota, Eurotiomycetes, Eurotiales, Aspergillaceae. The record is from RefSeq and is a predicted model, not a curated record. Gene Ontology annotation, biological process: regulation of transcription by RNA polymerase II. Gene Ontology annotation, cellular component: mediator complex; core mediator complex. Gene Ontology annotation, molecular function: transcription coregulator activity.
AUGGAAGCUCAACCUCCCGAACAACCGCAACAACAACCCUCACCAACCCUCACCAACCCGCGUUUUACCCUCGAGCUCGAAUUCGUCUCCUCCCUCGCAAACCCCUACUACCUCUCCCAUCUAGCCGUCACCUACCCGAACCUCCUAGGUAUCUCCCGGUCCAGCGACGACACUGGAAACGAGGCCAUCGAUAGCUCCGCCGACCCGGACGCCCAGGCGUUCGCCGCGUACCUCGCAUACCUCUAUUCGUACUGGAAGACGCCGGAGUACGCGCAGUUUUUGACGCAUCCGGGUCCGACGCUGCGGGCGCUUCGAUUGCUGCAGGAGGAGGCGUUCCGGAGGGAUGUUAUAAGGCCUCAGGUUAUUGAAGGGUUAGCUGGGCUUGGGCUUGGGCUUGUGGGUGAACAGCAACAGCAGCAGCAGCAACAGGAAGGCGCGCAGGAGGGCGGUGACGAACAAGGACAGGAAAGUACGGAGAAACAGGAAGGGGUGUGA